Molecule: messenger RNA, 1236 nt
Organism: Panicum virgatum (switchgrass)
Lineage: Eukaryota; Viridiplantae; Streptophyta; Magnoliopsida; Poales; Poaceae
Exons: 4
Coding region: 202-792 (196 amino acids)
Biological process (GO): protein polyubiquitination; SCF-dependent proteasomal ubiquitin-dependent protein catabolic process
Cellular component (GO): SCF ubiquitin ligase complex
Molecular function (GO): protein binding
Source: RefSeq, a predicted model, not a curated record
CCCCGGGGGGCAUGCCAAUUUGGGGGAACUCUCACUCAGCCCGUGCUCGCCGCUCGUGUGGCCACGAACGAUGAAUCCCAAGCCAUGCCUCGCUCUGGCACAAGUCGUAGCCGCGCACGUGGAACGUGAGAGACAAGCUCAAGUUACCUGAGCUCACUAGAACAGGCACAGCCGUGGCCGCGGAAAGAGGGAUCGCACGAAAUGGAGCUCUCGCCGGCGCCGGCGGGGAGGUGGGCCGACCUCCCUGAGGACAUCGCCCUCGCUGUUGCCUCCCGUCUCCAGGAAGCCGACGUGUGCGCGCUCGGCGGCUGCUCCCGCUCCUGGCGCGCCGCCUGCGACGCCGACUGCGUCUGGGAGCGCCUCUUCCGCUGCCGCUGGCCGGCCGCCGCGGCGGAAGCGGCAGUAGCGUCCCGUGUGCAGGGACGGAAAGCUCUCUACAUCAACCAACACAGAAGAAUGAAUGUUGCAAUAUCUAAUGUGGUUGAAUUUGUGGGGAGCAGCUUAAAUAACGGGUGGCUUGAAUCUGAAUGUUAUUUGAAAGCUAUUGCUGAUCUGGCGUUGACGGCUGAUAUAGGAUUUCUCGAUGUCCAGUUUUUCUUGUUUUCAAGGAAUCAUAGUGCAAUAAUAAACCUCAUUGGAUUGCACUUCUCAAUUGCAUCUUUGCAUGUGCCGAUGCCGUUGACCAGAACAAUCAAACCAAGCUUUGGGCUACUCAGAAAUGUAGUUCUGACACGAGCUUUGUCUUUUUUUAGCCAAUUGAAGUCAGUAAAGCACUCCAAGCUCGCCAAGUAGCAGGAAGGAAAGUAUGUGUGAACUUGCUCAAGCUUGGUAGGUGGUUCUAUGGUUUCAGAUUGCCUGAUGAACACGAGUCUCAUAAAAUCUCUCUGAGUGAGCUCACCAUGGCUGAGGGAGCAGAAAUUCUAGCCAUUCUUAACCGUGGAGCUGUUCACGAGGUAUUUCGCCUCCAGAUCAGUUGGGGGACAUAGAUAAGUGGCAUAAAAGUAUGCACACGACAUUACCAUAAGUACUUGCUCUAUCGUGCCCUUUGUAAAUAUGUAUAACUUUUGUCAUGUGAUUCCCUCGUGGCUUUGCUUACUUGUAAAUGCAAGCAUAGGGAUAGAUGGAAGUGCGGAACCAUGUAAACUUCUUGCAACAUAGUCAUGUAUAAAAUAAAUAAUAAAGCCUAGCCAUGUGUACACAUUUCAAUAAAUGAUAAGCUCUGUUGAAUCUUUUCUA